UCAGCUAUUCCAGACUCGUUACUUUCAUUCCCUGAUUCCCUUUCUCACACACCCAGCCAGAAGCAGAGACACUGUAACAUACUAACAUCCAGUUACUGCUUUGAAACAAGCGAACCCAAAGCAGAUCCCGAGUCCCGACUCCGUUCAGUUGCCGAUAUGCAGCAUAGCCCAGUUCCAUCUAUUCUUUUUGUUUAUUGAUCUGAUAGAGAGAGUUUUGACCCUCGAGAGGUUGCCAAUGGCCUAACGGGGUUGAUUCAGAGUGAAAAGCAAGUGACCAAGAACUGAGAAAAGCGAAAGAUAAGUUCUUUGCCCAUUUGGCCAGAGCUUCAACCUCUAAUCUUAUAUGAUGGUUCCUCCAUAUGAAGAGAGAAGAUAAACACAAGAGUAAAAGAUAGAUGAAGAGUAGAUUUUUGAAGUGGAAUCAAAAGAUCAACAUAAAGGCCAUAGCAGUGAUCAAACUCUCCAAUUUUUCUUACAAUACUAUACAUGUUUGAAAAGGCAAAAACAUCCCCUUGUUUUGAUACAGUCCUGUAAUUAACUUUUGAACUCUGUGAGGUCUCUGCUGCUGCAAAGAUGGAGAACGGAGACGACUGGUUUGCCCUAGACAAGCUUUACCAUGUGCUCUUCUGUUUUUUUAUCGCCAUUAUCGCCUCAGCUCUGGCCGGUCUCUCUCGAUACUCGUUUUUAAGAAGAUGGAGCAUCUGGUUGGGAUCCCUGGCCUCGCUUGCAUCUGGUGCUGCCAAAGAAGCUGGGGACGAGAUCGGGUUGUGGAAGUCUGCCGGUGCCUCUUCUAAGGACGUCAUUGCUGAUCUCGUCGGUAUCUUAAUAGCUUUGUGCGUUCUUUCGCUCUCCAAGCCCUCGUCUUCGCGGAAAAAAGUGGAGGAAACUACAGAAAAUGGAGUGCUUUCGAUGUUAUAACCAUCGCUUCAGUUCAAUCAUUUCAACUAUUUCCGACUUUUCUUCAGUGGUCGGAUAUAUACUUCGAUGAAGGACAAGGAAAAAGUUCCUACAAUCUUUACAUUGGCAGGAAGGAGAGGGUAAUUGAAAAUUUGGAUUAUUAGAAAAGAAAUUCAGAUCUUAAAUAGAGAAGGAAAUGAGAAGAAAGGUUGCAUCUUUAGAGGGAGAGAGAGAAAAGAGAGAACAAGAUCACACAUUUACCCACAGUUUGAUGCUUCCUUGCCCAUGCUGAGUUUGUACUUGCAAGGAGAAACUGGAAAAGAGGGCAGGUUCAGGAGCAAUAGUAUACCCAUUUAUGUUAAUGGGGAAGUGAUUAUUACAUCCUAUCAUUGGAACUAACACAAUGGUAAAGCCUACCUGAAAUCUCGGCUGAUCAAGAAGAGAUGCAGCUUUGAUUGUUUUAUGGGGCUGGCAGGUUUUUCUCAUUUUGGUUUUUAUCAUCCAUUGAUAUUUGAAUAAGAAAUUGACAUUAGAAAACUGAAGAAAAUGGCCAUACGAGCAGUAUUGUCUCAAUUCAGGAAGUGUUUCGAAGGAUUCUAGAGGUUACAAAUAAAAUAAGCAAAAUUUUGUGAAUCA
This is a messenger RNA of Nelumbo nucifera (sacred lotus), 1533 nucleotides long. The record is from RefSeq and is a predicted model, not a curated record. Lineage: Eukaryota; Viridiplantae; Streptophyta; Magnoliopsida; Proteales; Nelumbonaceae.